GAUUUUAUGUCAAAAUAAUGUGUCAGACACCGAAAUUUUAGAAAUUGUUUUGCAAUUUAAUUUAUGUUUUAUAAGUACGGUACAUAAUAAAAUUGAUACUUUAAAGAAAAAUGUUUAAACUAAUUAACGGACGACAUGGCCUGCGGAGUGGAGUUGUGAGAAUGUUGAUUGGAAAGAAUGUUGAGGUUAGGAAUACAAGACAAAACAUUUUACUCUUUUCGGCUCCGGCAUCAGUUCGCUUUGCUUCCACUGAAGCUGAAAUCGGCAAGGCGACGAUACUCGACAAAAUACCGGAACCGCCUCCGCUUCCGGACACGAAAACACUUGCAGAUCUGUCAGAAACAGUGCAGUCUUUAGCGGCUAAUGGAGAACCUACAUUCGCUAGCUUAGGACUCGGAGGAUGGGGCCCUGUCGGUAUAAUACAGAACUGUUUCGAAUACCUGCACGUGACGAUGGACAUACCUUGGUGGGGUACAAUUCUUAUCGGAACAGUAGUCGUAAGAGUGCUCAUGUUCCCCUUAGUUGUUCUAUCACAGAAAAACGCAGCUAAUAUGAACAACAAUUUACCUGAAAUGCAGAUGCUUCAGAUGAAAAUGACACAAGCCAGACAAACUGGAAACCAGUUGGAAUCAGCCCGUUACGCACAGGAGAUGAUGUUUUUCAUGAAGGAAAAGGGAUUGAAUCCUUUGAAAAACAUGAUUGUGCCUUUGGCUCAGGCACCCCUGUUCAUCUCUUUCUUCAUAGGAUUAAGAGGCAUGGCAAAUUGUCCAGUCGAGAGUAUGGCAACUGGAGGACUAUGGUGGUUUACCGACCUGACAGUUCCUGACCAGUACUUCUUGUUACCCAUCCUAACUAGUAUUACAAUGUGGGCUACGAUUGAACUAGGAGUUGAUAGUGGACGUCUGAACGCAGGAAAUAUGCAGAUGAUGAGAUACUUCUUACGGGCAAUUCCCCUAAUCAUGUUACCAUUCACAAUCAACUUCCCAGGAGCCAUCCUUGUGUACUGGUGCUCAACAAACUUCAUAUCAUUGUGCCAGGUCGGAGUUCUAAAGAUACCUGCGGUGAGAGAUGCACUGAAAAUUCCAAAGCUGGUAACUCACAAUCCGGAGAAUUUACCAAUGAAAAAGAAGGGAUUUGUAGAAGGAGCAAAGGAGUCAUGGACUAACAUGAAGUUGUCAAGAGAUUUAGCGGACAGACAAAGGAUAGAUGAAAUGAUAUUCACAAAAGCGGGCAAGGGACCCAUACAGAAGACGUUCAAAUAUGAUCCAACAAAACUGAGAAACAUAGAAGCAAAAUCAAAAUAGUUUAUGAUAGUUAAGGCUUAGUUUAGUAAUUGUUAAUUAUGUAAUAAAAUUGUGAAUAUUUAA
Molecule: messenger RNA, 1367 nt
Organism: Aricia agestis (brown argus)
Lineage: Eukaryota; Metazoa; Arthropoda; Insecta; Lepidoptera; Lycaenidae
Gene: OXA1L
Product: mitochondrial inner membrane protein OXA1L
Exons: 1
Coding region: 111-1304 (397 amino acids)
Biological process (GO): mitochondrial respiratory chain complex IV assembly; protein insertion into mitochondrial inner membrane from matrix
Cellular component (GO): mitochondrial inner membrane
Molecular function (GO): membrane insertase activity
Source: RefSeq, a predicted model, not a curated record